Quercus lobata is the source of this 1867-nucleotide messenger RNA. RefSeq names its product HSP20-like chaperones superfamily protein. The record is from RefSeq and is a predicted model, not a curated record. Lineage: Eukaryota; Viridiplantae; Streptophyta; Magnoliopsida; Fagales; Fagaceae. The coding region runs from base 339 to 1538 and encodes 399 amino acids. Gene Ontology annotation, cellular component: nucleus. The transcript has 3 exons.
CUGGUACGACAAAAUUCUGGUUCUGUGUGAGACGGGCUUUUAAGCCCAUUGUCUCACCUAAUACCUUCUCCUCUGGUACACCCAACUUUUACAUCCCACUAAAAAAAAAAAAAAAAAACUAGUCUCUAGACUAGACUAGAGGAGACUCUCUCACUGCGCCGCUUUCUCCACGCUCCAAAAUUGUGUUUUUACUUUCUAUCACUGAAAAACAAAACACCUCUACUUCCCAUUUUCAACUCACAUUGGGGCCAAAACAGGAGCAAAUUACUGACCACAUUCCGUUCUCCCCACAAUAGAUACGGUGUUUUAGCAGGCUUUUGUGACUUUUAAAGAAGUUGAUGCAAGGCAUGGGCUCAGAAGGUGAAAAUGGAACUCCUGGAAGCUCAGUCCAACCACCAUUUGAUAACCAGCAUUUUUUGCUCAAUUUCAUCAUGAGCACUUACUUUGGUCCUGAUGUCAAGUCUGAUAACCCAAGGUGCUCAGCACUUCAAAAAUUAAAUGAAGGUUUAGCAACAUAUACGUUGAGCGAUCUCGGCCCUUCAUAUGUCAGCAUUUCUCUAUUGGAGAGCUUAUAUUACUAUGUACUGAGGAAAGCUAGUCCUAGCCUCGUCUUAAAACCAAAUAUGUUGCAUAUGUACCUAAAGGGAACCCUUCCUUCCCCAAGCUCAGGGUUGAUAGAAGAAAGUAAGCAGUUCACUAGUCUUUUCCCUUUGAAUCUUCAUAAACAGAUAUGGUUCCCUGCAAGCUUCAGGAUUGUGAAGGGAAUUGUUCUUAUUUGUGAUCCUAUUACAUCAUAUAUGAAAGAGGAGGAUCUGGAAAGGUUCAGAUCUUUAGCUGGUAUUGAUAAUUUGCAAAUAGACAUAAAUGAAGCCCUAUGUUACAAGCACGAGUACCAAGCUGGCAACGAUGGUGAGCAGAAUUGCAUGAAUGGUAGUGUGGAGAAAGCUGCAAAAUACACUGCCAAUGGAAAUGGUAAUUCAUCAACAAGAUUUCGACAAAAAUACAUGAGAAGGCACCGCAAUGAUCCUCUGUCAAUGCCAGCAUUUCCCCAUGUAGUUCCUGUGUCAAAACAUCAAAGUAAAAGAGGAACUUACGAGAGGACUUGUAAAUUAGAUGGACCUGUCAUGAUGCCUCUUCUCUCUAUUCCAAAUGUAGAAGAUUGUAACUUGCAUGCUUCUAUUGUUUUGGGUGGGACUGCUAGAAAGGGGAAAAUUGGACCACCUAUUGGUGCUGUGGACAUUGGUAUCAGCAAAGCUGCAUAUUUAUUUCGAGUUGCUCUACCGGGAGUUAAGAAGGAUUUUUGCCCAUUCAGCUGUGAGAUUGAAUCUAACGGCAAGGUUCAUCUCCGAGGGUCAACAUCUGGUGGAAGAACUAUAAAGAAACGGUCCCGUGUUUUUGAGAUGGAAUUCCAGCAAUUAUGCCCACCUGGACCAUUCACGCUCUCUUUCAGUCUUCCAGGACCUGUUGAUCCGAGGCUGUUUGCUCCUAACUUCAGAUCUGAUGGCAUUUUCGAAGCUGUUGUUCUAAAACAUGAGUGAUGCCUUGGCUUUCAGUAGAUGGUCAGUUCUGGAACCAUAAACAAUGGAGUACAGCCCUUCUUGUAGCAUGUUCUGGAGUAGAAUUGGCUCGUGUUUCAUAUGCCAUUUAACUGUCCAUAGCGCAAUAAAGCGUAAUGGAGGAAGGACUAACCCUGGUGCUCGGAUUUUGAACGUCGUGUCUGAUUACUGAUGGUCUGCUAAUAGCUGGCAAAGAUGCAGAGAAACAUUUGCAUGUAAUUAAAGCAAAAUAUGGAGAUUUAACUGCAGAAAAUGUGUGCAAUGCCUACUGUAGCUAAUUUGCAAUAUAUGUGCUGCAACUUUGCAUACUA